AACUGACCUUCGUUUGCAACCUUUUAUACGUGAUUACGUGCAAAUGUAUACGAACGUGCUCUUGCCACGGCGGAUGCCGCGAUUCGCAUGCCUUUGCCGUACAGCAUCGUCAAUCGAAGGACAGAAACUGCCACAGAAGAGCGCUGCAUCUGAUGGCAUAUCACCGCCGCCACGCAUCCCCAGAAGUCCUACUGACAUCCUACAAGCGCUAGCCGCUACUGUUGGGCCUGACCCAACAGCUGCCCAUUACAAAUAUCAUGAUGAUCCAUAUCUAAUACCCCUAUCAAACUUCCGCAAGAGAUCGUAUGCGUUAUCUGCUGAAGCCGGUCGCAAGGCUGCUGCAUGGAUCAGAGACGAGCAUGCAGAACUAUUUGCAACAAGGAUAUGGGACCCUCCACUUCGAAUGAAAACUCCAUACUUUAAUGCUGACCCACACAUUGCAGCUUUUACUCCUAGGCCUAUUUAUAAUGAUGAAAGUAAGGUUACAGAAGACGAUCUAAAGUACACUCUAAAGAAUGCCCUCGUAGAGGACUCUAUAAAGGUGUUCCAACUUCUGGGAGGCACAAAGGGAGUAAAUGAAAAACUUAAGAUUGAGUUCUUACAACUACUAUGCUUUUACAAUGAAAAGGAACCUGAUUCUGCAGAGUGGCUUGAAGAGAGAUGGUUUUCUGCUAAUACUAGAGAGAGACAGGCUGCUACUUGGAGAUUAGGAGGGCUCGCUGAUCAGAUCUUUAAUUCAUUAGAACCUAAAACUCCUGAAGUGUACUGCGCUGUAAUCCAAGGCAUGGCAAAAUAUUACCAGGCUGAACGAGCACAUGCACUGGCACAAGAAGCGCUGGAAAAAGGCAUAACAUUAUCAACUAACGUGUAUAACGCUUUGUUGGGAUGUGUCGGUUUCUUACGAGAAGGAACAGCCCUGCGAAUUGACGCCUUGAAGAGUUUAUUAAACGAAAUGAAUGAACAGGGUCUUACACCAAAUGAUGAGACGUUAACAGCUUGUCUGCGCUCCGUAUCGGCGUGGGGUGGAGGAAAAAUGUUGCAAGAUUUUGCUCUGCAGAUUGUGGCCGAAUUCAGACAGCUGGGCAUACAACCUGGGCUAUCGGCCUAUUACUAUUUAUUGUGCUUAUUUUGUAAGGAACGUGGACCUCGCGUAGAUAUUCUAACUGCAGUAUUAAAUGAUCUCGAGAAUAGAGAAAAUUUGCAAGCCAAAGAACCCACAGACACUAACUUUUUCAUCACAGCUAUGGGAGUGUGCAGUGAUCAUUUACAGGUACAUUUUACCAGCUACAUAAAUUUCGGGUCGUGGUUUAGGCAUGCACCCUUCGAAAGGACAACACAUCUGCUAGACACACUUGUACCAAACAUUUACGUACCUGAACCUUCGGUUAUGGAAGAGAUAAUCAAGACGCUGGAGGUGGGCGGCGCCGGCGACCGCCUGGCGCAGGCGUGGUCGCAGCUCGUCGUGUUCGGGCACGCCAAGCGCGCCAAGCUCGUGGAGAAGAUCCUGGCCGCCAUGGUCAGCUGCUACCAGUACCAAGAUGACGAAGUGAAAACAAAAAUGCGCACAGCAGCGAUGGAUAUUCUAAAAUUCGGGCAGAUUGUUGAAGAACAACAAGACGCUAGAGAUGUUCGCGCACCUAUGCAACUAAGGAUAUCAGCAGCAGGGCUAACAAAUAUCAUAGAGCUGUGCUCCGAUGCACAAGACAAGGCGGACCAAGCGUGGGACAGCGUCGCUGAAGCACUGCAGCGGCUUCGGCGCGACGAAGCAGUCGGCGUGCCGCACAACCCACAAGUACUUGCCAACGUGGCCAACAAGUCAGCUGCAAUUGGCAAACAGGAUAUUGCUACCAUGGCUGUGGCGUACCUAGCAGAGUGCGGCUUCGAGGAAGCAGCGACAGCUAGCGUGCAAACGCUUGGCGUUAUGCUUAACAGAAGCGAGGAAGAAGUACAUGCGUUGCUGCAGCAGCCAAGGUCAGAGCUGGAGACGUCACUUCAUCCUGCGGCCCUUGCUAUCGUAGAAGCUUAUCAAGUGACCAAAACCGGCGCACCUGUACGGGAUGCGGACUCAACAACAAGUUCCAGUGACAGUGAGUCUUCAUCCGAUGACGAGUAGAUGUAGUGUCAUAGUUUACGAAUUUAGCAUUUAAUUAUUAAUAAAAUAGAAACCAUUUGUGUAUUUAAUUGUAGAGAUAUUUUUUAUUUAUUCCAAAGUUAGUUAUGCAUUAAAUCUCACAGACACUCAAG
This is a messenger RNA of Hyposmocoma kahamanoa, 2244 nucleotides long. RefSeq names its product protein PTCD3 homolog, mitochondrial. Bases 44 to 2113 code for a protein of 689 amino acids. Lineage: Eukaryota; Metazoa; Arthropoda; Insecta; Lepidoptera; Cosmopterigidae. The record is from RefSeq and is a predicted model, not a curated record. The transcript is spliced from 14 exons. Gene Ontology annotation, biological process: mitochondrial translation. Gene Ontology annotation, molecular function: ribosomal small subunit binding; protein binding; rRNA binding. Gene Ontology annotation, cellular component: mitochondrion.